Molecule: messenger RNA, 4941 nt
Organism: Myripristis murdjan (pinecone soldierfish)
Lineage: Eukaryota; Metazoa; Chordata; Actinopteri; Holocentriformes; Holocentridae
Gene: stard13a
Product: StAR related lipid transfer domain containing 13a
Exons: 17
Coding region: 84-4502 (1472 amino acids)
Biological process (GO): actin cytoskeleton organization; signal transduction; regulation of Rho protein signal transduction
Molecular function (GO): protein binding; lipid binding; GTPase activator activity
Source: RefSeq, a predicted model, not a curated record
UUGAGUAAAUGCUGGAUUGCACAGUAAAAAUGGCUCUGUUUAAGUGAGCCCAAAAUCAAGGAAUAAACAGUUGAGCAACAGUGAUGCAUGAAGGUCCAACAGCCGCUUUGCCCAUCCAGCAGCACCCUCACCAACACGUUUGUCCCAAGGCUGUGUGUGUGCCUUUGGGUGGCCUACAGGGUGAAGUUCCCCCUAUGGUUCAGAGCUCUGACACCCCACUGAGAGCCAUGUCUGAGCCUGUUCCUUUGCUGCAUUGUGCACCAGAUCCAGUGGUGCUUCAGGCUCAGAGAUGGACAGGGGAGGACCACAGUGAGCUCCAGAGGGAGAAUAGCUCCCCCUGUGUCUCUGCUGAGCUGGACUCCAAGGAGAAGGGACCCUGUGGAUCCACCCAGAGUUCAGAAGGAGCAGGUGUAGACAUGGAGGUGUUGAACCGAGAGUCAGAGCCAGAGAAUGUGAAGCAUGGCCAAGCUGCAUUACCUCAGGAACAAGAAGAAGGCUCAAGUCCAGAUGAUUAUCUUUUCCACAUGCCAACGCUUUUUCCUGCUGAGGCUAAAGAUCCUGGUAACCAUCUGCCAGUUUCUGUGGACACAUCAGAGGAUUGUUCUUUAGAUCUGCUCAGAGUAGUAAGGCACAAGCCAAGUGCCAUUGUGUUCGAUGAUUACGACCAGAGCAGUGACAAUCACAGAAACCUUGUCGACGAGCGCACAGAUGGUGAGGAGUCCUCAACCACUGCCGAAGAGAGUGAGGGUGACGGGGAUGACGACAGGGAAGACGAUGAUGUUUUUCCUGACAUGUUACAAUAUAAGGAAUUCCUGGUCAGCCGUCGCCGUAGAAACUUGAGCAGGAACAGGAAGUGGUUGAGGAAGAGAUCGGACGCCCUGCCCAGUAGCAUUUCUGGCUGGCAAAACCCCACCAGUAAAUGCAAACCUGGGAGCCCAGGUAGUGAGGGGGAGGAAGAGGAUGCAGUGAAGAACAAUGGCAAAGAGGUUCGAGGCGUUGCAUGUGACUCAAUCACCCAGCUGAUGAGGAAGCUGGACCAGCUCAACCAGGACGUCCAGGAAGUCCACAGCACUAGCUCCUCCCACUCAGACACGGCCAGUGCUGACCAGGAGCAAAAGACCACAACGGCUGCUCUUCCUGCGGGCAGGAUGGCAGGCCGAGCCCCGAGCCUGGAUCAGGGAACUUCCAGAGCUCCAGAUAGACCUGAGCCGCUGACUAGACACCGCUCCCGCCCGCUGACCCGCAGCAGACCCCUGACCCGCUCCUCCCUCUCUUCCCCAGCUCACCUCCAUGCUCGACGGGCAAGGGUUGCAGCAAGAAUGACGAGUGGAUCGGCAGAGAUUGAAGCUAAGGAGGCUUGUGAUUGGCUGAGAGCAGCAGGGUUUCCACAGUACGCCCAGCUCUAUGAAGACUCCCAGUUUCCAAUUGACAUUUCGGCGGUGAAAAGGGACCAUGACUUCUUGGACAGGGAUCUGGUCGAACCCCUAUGUCGACGUCUGAACACCCUGAACAAGUGUGCCUCCAUGAAACUGGAUGUCAGCCAUCCCAAGAAGAAAGCUGAUGACUCUGAUGAGGAUGACCCACUGGCGAUCAGUAAACGAUGGACAUUUGAGUGGAGCAGCCGGCGCUGGUCUCGCCUGCAGGAUUUCUUAUUGGACAGCACCAAUGAAAGCAGCCCUACAGGCCAGGGGGAAGGGCUGCACAGCACUGUGAGCAGUGAGAGUGUUUUAACUGACCUGAGCGAACAGGAGAUCACAGAAAUCUCCUCACUCCACAGUGAGGACUCUGCCUCCGCCAUGCCUGACUCUGUCUCAAUGGCGUCCCUUGCCGCUUCCUACCAACCUCCCAGGGAACUUCCGCACUACAACUCCCUGCCGAUCAAAAGCAGCCGCCAUGGGCAAGGAGGGCGGAGUAAAGCCAAGGAGUUCUUGCGCCGAAUGGAAAUAAUGCGCACAUGGGGGCCAUCGACGAGACGGAAAAGCUCGAGUCGCAGGCCCCCGCUGGUCAUCAGUGGGCCGGUGUUACAGGGGGAGGAACCUCAGGCCCUACAGAUGCUCCAGUGUACCCCCAUCAGCCAAUUGGAAAACAGCCCUAAACACAACCACCAAACUGAUGGCAGCACGUCCUCUGUCUCUCCUGGCAACAACUGUAAAGACCAAACAGUGGUGAACAUGAGUCCCAGCAGUGAGACCGUGGCCCCCAGUGUGAAGGAGAAUACAUAUAAAAGGCCCCGCCCUGCCAGUAAGAGAGGGAGUGUGUAUCUAGAAGACAUGGAGCUGCCUUCUCAGGGCAAAAGAACUGAAGGACAGAGCCAGUUUGGCAGAAACCAGUUCCACUCCUAUGAAAACCUCCUCAUUCACAUCCCUAAAGACCACAAGCCAGGCACUUUUCCAAAAGCUCUGUCUAUAGAGAGCCUGGCUCCAUCCCCUGAUGACAGAAACAAUGCCAACCAGACACAGUCACAAACUUCUCCACCCAACAUUUGCCUGGGUGAGCCCUGGUCUGGGAAACCCCUGUCCAAGCCCUGUCCGGGAGCUCCGCGGGGCAGCAGGGUGAGUGUUUAUGACAAUGUGCCGGGGUCCCACCUGUACGCCAGCACGGGAGAUCUGAUGGACUUUGAGAGAGAGGACAACUUGUUCCCUCACCUGGAUGACAUCAUCCAGCACGUCAGCGGUUUGCAGCAGAUUGUGGACCACUGGACUCGCAGUGUGUUGCCUGAGGGUGAGACAGGGGAGGGAGAGGGGGAGGAGGAGGGGGAGGGCAGGACCACCCCUAGUGAAGGCGAUAGAGAUGGGGUUUCCUUGAAUGACACUGACUCUACAGGGACCAGCCGUGAGAGGCGGGACUCUGGAGUGGGAGCCUCGCUAACCAGACCACGACUACGAUGGCCCAGUUUCAGAAUGUCAGACCCUUUAAGCCAACCAGCAUCUUCGCUACAGAUCAGUUGCCAAUCAGCAGGCCAGCUCAGUUUACUACAAAAGUUCUCUUUGCUCCGCCUCACCGCCAUCAUGGAGAAAUACUCAAUGUCUAAUAAACAUGGUUGGACAUGGUCUGUGCCAAAAUUUAUGAAGCGUAUGAAGGUGCCAGACUACAGAGAGAAGAGUGUGUUUGGUGUUCCACUUAUCGUGCAUGUCCAGCGCUGUGGUUAUCCACUCCCUCUGUGUUUACAGCAGGCCCUCAGCCACCUCAGGACACACUGUCUGGACCAGGUGGGAUUGUUCCGUAAAUCGGGUGUGAAGUCUCGUAUUCAGGCCCUGAGGCAGCAGUGCGAGCUGUCUCCUGACUCUGUGAGCUACGAGGACCAGUCGGCUUACGACGUGGCUGACAUGGUCAAACAGUUCUUCAGAGAUCUGCCUGAACCUCUGCUCACCAGCAAGCUUGGGGAAACCUUCCUGCACAUAUACCAGUAUGUCCCAAAGGAGCAGAGGCUUCAGGCUGUGAGAGCGGCCAUUUUGUUGAUGUCGGAUGAGAACAGGGAAGUGCUGCAGACGUUGCUCUACUUCCUGCAUGAUGUCACUUCCUUGGUGGAGGAGAACCAGAUGACGCCGAUGAACUUGGCUGUGUGUCUGGGUCCCUCGCUGUUUCACCUCAACAUACUGAAGAACGAGAUGCUGUCACCGAGGUCAAUCCAGAGGAAGUACACCACGGGACGUCCCGAUCAGAAGGACCUGAGUGAGAACCUGGCUGCCACCCAGGGCCUGGCUCACAUGAUCACUGAGUGCCAGCGCCUAUUUCAGAUCCCAGAGGAGAUGGUGACCCAGUCUAGAAACUCCUACAUGGAGGCUGAGCUGCUGGCGCCCCCGCUGGACGAGCUGUGCAAGGCUCACGAAGAGGAGGUGGAGGAGGACGAGGAGGAUGAGGAAGAGGAAGGGUCCUACCGUGCACACCUUGAAGGGCUCGUCCAGAGCUUGCUGAAAGAGGCCAAAGACAAGAGCAAAGGCUGGGUGUCCCGCUCCACUGCUGAUCAUACAGAGCUGGCGUCUAAAAAGGUGGGAGAUGGGAACCCACUGCGGCGGUGGCGGGUGAGUGUGGAGGUGUUGGCCCCUCCCAAUGAUGUGCUGCAGCGGCUGCUGAAGGAGCGCCCCCUGUGGCAGGCCGACCUGCUGCAGGAGAAGGUUCUGGAGACGCUGGAUAAGCAGUCCGAUGUGUACCAGUACUCCUGCCACAGCAUGGCACCUCUGCCCAGCAGUGACUAUGUGGUACUAAGAUCCUGGCGCACAGACCUGUGUAAGGGCUCCUGUGCAUUGGUGUGUGUGUCCGUCGAACACGACGACAGCCCCCGCAUGGGUGCAGUGAGGGGCGUUGUGCUGGAGUCCCAGUACCUCCUGGAGCCUUGUGGCACUGGGAAGACCAGGCUCACACACAUCUGCAGAGUGGACCUCAGGGGCCGGUCUCCAGAGUGGUACAACAAGGCAUUUGGUCACCUGUGCGUCAAUGAAGCCCACAGGAUCCGCUCCUCUUUUCAACCUCUAGAUCACACAAGCACAGAGGCCAAGAUCUGAAACCCACACAACAAGCUUUAUCAAGGCGGCGCUGCCAGGGCAGCAGGGCCUGAAAACUGAGAAUCUACAGGGGGCAAGCAAAGGAUCUAGGGAACUGUAGUUUCAAGCAGUCGGCCUACACUAGUCCUUUGUUAUGGACCUCAAGCUAGCAGUCCUUUUACCCCGCUGAGCCAAACUGAGCUUCACGGUACCAUACUGAACUGGCCUGAAAUCAUUCACACACAGAAAUGGGAGGAGCAAAAUUUUUCUCAUGUGUGGCUGGAGAUAACAGCAUGUGAGUCAACGUGGCAUAAGCAGCAUUAGAAUAAAUUCUGUUCAGGCGUCCUCAGAAUGCAUAUCAUUAGCUAUUUAUUUUAUGGAUCAUGAGUUCUCAAGCCAUCGUUCUCACAGCUGAACUGUGGUAAUGCACCACGGCUGGUUUUCAAACUGCAGAUUUUUU